CAGCCUUAGUAGGGUGGUUCGCUCCGGCAGUGCGGCGCUCGCGGGUUUCGGGACUGGCGGGGUUCCGACGAGAUGCUGGGGCUGCUUGUGCCUUUGCUGGCCUUGGCGCUCGCCUACUUCGCGCUGCUGGACGGAUGGUACCUGGUGCGUGUGCCGUGCGCCGUGCUGCGCGCGCGCCUGCUGCAGCCGCGCGUCCGAGACCUGCUGGCGGAGCAGCGCUAUGCGGGCCGCGUGCUGCCCUCGGACUUGGACCUGCUGCUGCACAUGAACAACGCGCCACUCGGGGCGCGCGCCGUGCUGGCUGCCUCGUGCGCGCGCUACCGCCGCUCGCUGCGCCUGCUCGAGCCCUUCGAGGUGCGCACCCGCCUGCUGGGCUGGGACGACCGCGCCUUCUACCUGGAGGCGCGCUUCAUCAGCCUGCGCGACGGCUUCGUGUGCGCGCUUCUGCGCUCCCGCCAGCACGUUCUGGGCACCUCGCCUGAGCGCGUUGUGCAGCAUCUGUGCAAGCGCAGGGUGAAGCCCCCUGAGCUGCCGGAAGACGUACAGCACUGGAUUGCCUACAACGAAGCCAGCAGCCAGCUGCUGCGGGUGGAGAGCGGGCUCAGGGAUGUUGUCAAGGACCAUUGACCACUCCCUGCCUCGCCAGCCUUUACCUGGGGCAGUUGUCCUCCCAUCCCCCACCUGCCAGGGAGCGGAGAGUGCCGAAUGGGCUGGCCAGGCUGGGCUCUCUGAGCUUGGAGUAGCCUUGUGACCAACCCAGCCCCCUUGACCCUCUCAGCCUCCUUUCCCUUCCCCUGUUAUUUAAUUUAUUUAUUUUUAAAAAUAUAUCUUUAUUGAUUUCAGAG
Molecule: messenger RNA, 845 nt
Organism: Miniopterus natalensis
Lineage: Eukaryota; Metazoa; Chordata; Mammalia; Chiroptera; Miniopteridae
Source: RefSeq, a predicted model, not a curated record